AUGAGCACUACCACAAAAUCCAACCCUCCCAGACCGCGCACCUUGCGCAGGUUGUCCAGCGAGGAUGCCACGGCAGACCUUCUUUCGCGUGGUCCCGCCAUUGUCGUUCCUCCCCACCUUGUGGAUCAGGAAGCCAACGACAUUGCGGCUUCCAUGGAAUUGGCCAGACAAGAGAUUGAAGCAAUCACUCCUCUCGAAGAUUCGGACUCGCCAAAAGAAUCGAGUGUCACUGACAGAUAUGCAUACGCCUUCGAUAUCGACGGUGUGCUGAUUCGUGGUGGACGUCCUAUUCCUGAGGCUAUUGAGGCCAUGAAGGUGCUCAACGUCNCCUACAUUUUCCUGACCAACGGUGGUGGCAAGACUGAGCAGGAGAGAUGCAUUCAGCUCAGCAAACAGCUCGACAUUGAGGUCUCACCUGGUCAAUUCAUUUGCGGCCACACACCUAUGAAGGAGAUGGCCGACAAGUACAACACCGUUCUUGUUAUCGGUGGUGAGGGUGACAAGUGCCGUCAGGUCGCCGAGGGCUACGGAUUCAAGGACGUUGUCACUCCUGGAGACAUCAUCAAGCACAACCCCGACACCACACCUUUCCGUACCAUGACCGAGGACGAUCUGAAACACUCCCGUGAUCGCGACUUCACCAACGUCAAGAUUGAGGCCAUCUUUGUCUUUGCCGACAGCCGUGAUUGGGCUGGUGACCAACAGAUCAUUCUUGAUCUUCUCAUGUCAAAGGGUGGUGUUGUUGGUACUCGCUCCGAGACUCUGAACGAGGGUCCCNCAGUCUUCUUCUCCCACAAUGAUGUUAUCUGGUCAGCUUCUCACGAACACACCCGUCUCGGUAUGGGUGCCCUCCGCGUCUCCCUCGAGGCUAUGUACAAGGCUGUCACUGGUAAAGAGUUGGAGACCGUUGCUUUCGGCAAGCCUCAGAUUGGUACCUUCCAGUUCGCUACUCGUCUUCUGCAACAUUGGCGCAAGUCCACUCACGGUAUCGACGCACCCCCGGAGACCAUCUACUUCGUUGGUGACACUCCUGAGUCCGAUAUCCGUGGAACCAACGAGUUCAACAAGGUUACUGACCAGAACUGGUACUCCAUCUUGGUCGAGACCGGUGUCUACCAGCACGGUACUACUCCUCGCUUCGAGCCCAAGGCCACCGUUCCUAACGUCUUGGAUGCUGUCAUGCACGGUAUCGAGCGUGAGCGCCAGAAGCAGCUCCGCGAGAUCAUCGGCGUCACCAAGAAACUCGAGGGUUCUGCCAUCUCAGAUACCCCCAACCCAUCUCGCCCUUCGAGCCCUCCUGGUUCAAAGAACUAA
Messenger RNA from Aureobasidium musti, 1314 nucleotides. Lineage: Eukaryota; Fungi; Ascomycota; Dothideomycetes; Dothideales; Saccotheciaceae. The record is from the annotation of a GenBank genome assembly.